Molecule: messenger RNA, 4132 nt
Organism: Microcebus murinus (gray mouse lemur)
Lineage: Eukaryota; Metazoa; Chordata; Mammalia; Primates; Cheirogaleidae
Source: RefSeq, a predicted model, not a curated record
AGCCGGCCCGCGCCGCAGUCCCCCGCGCCAGAGCGCCGCAGCAUCCGCGGCGUCCGCGCGUCCGGCCGCUGUCCUCCGCCACCUCGGCCGGCGCGAUGGCGAAGCCGCUGACGGACAGCGAGAAGCGGAAGCAGAUCAGCGUGCGGGGGAUCGCGGGGCUGGGCGACGUGGCCGAGGUGCGGAAGAGCUUCAACCGGCACCUGCACUUCACGCUGGUCAAGGACCGCAACGUGGCCACGCCCCGCGACUACUUCUUCGCGCUGGCGCACACGGUGCGCGACCACCUGGUGGGCCGCUGGAUCCGCACGCAGCAGCACUACUACGAGCGCGACCCCAAGCGAAUUUAUUACCUUUCCCUGGAAUUCUACAUGGGUCGCACGCUGCAGAACACCAUGGUGAACCUGGGGCUUCAGAAUGCUUGUGACGAAGCUAUUUAUCAGUUGGGGUUGGACUUGGAAGAACUGGAGGAGAUAGAAGAAGAUGCUGGCCUGGGGAACGGGGGCCUGGGCAGGCUGGCAGCCUGUUUCCUUGACUCGAUGGCCACCCUGGGCCUGGCCGCAUACGGCUAUGGAAUCCGCUAUGAAUUUGGGAUUUUUAACCAGAAGAUUGUCAACGGCUGGCAGGUGGAGGAGGCCGACGACUGGCUGCGCUAUGGCAACCCCUGGGAGAAGGCCCGGCCCGAGUACAUGCUCCCUGUGCACUUCUAUGGGCGCGUGGAGCACACCCCCGACGGCGUGAAGUGGCUGGACACGCAGGUGGUGCUUGCCAUGCCCUACGACACCCCGGUGCCCGGCUACAAGAACAACACGGUCAACACCAUGAGGCUGUGGUCCGCCAAGGCGCCCAACGACUUCAAGCUACAGGACUUCAACGUGGGAGACUAUAUCGAGGCAGUCCUGGAUCGGAACUUGGCGGAGAACAUCUCCAGAGUCCUGUAUCCAAACGACAACUUCUUUGAGGGGAAGGAGCUGCGGCUGAAGCAGGAGUACUUCGUGGUGGCCGCCACCCUCCAGGACAUCAUCCGCCGCUUCAAGUCCUCCAAAUUCGGCUGCCGGGACCCAGUGAGAACCUGCUUUGACACGUUCCCGGACAAGGUGGCCAUCCAGCUGAACGACACCCACCCCGCCCUCUCCAUCCCUGAGCUCAUGCGCAUCCUGGUGGACGUGGAGAAGGUGGACUGGGACAAGGCCUGGGAGAUCACAAAGAAGACCUGUGCGUACACCAACCACACUGUGCUGCCCGAGGCCUUGGAGCGCUGGCCCGUGUCCAUGUUCGAGAAGCUGCUGCCGCGGCACCUGGACAUCAUCUACGCCAUCAACCAGCGGCACCUGGACCAUGUGGCUGCCCUGUUUCCCGGGGACGUGGACCGCCUGCGGAGGAUGUCUGUGAUCGAGGAAGGGGACUGCAAGCGGAUCAACAUGGCCCACCUGUGCGUGAUCGGGUCCCACGCCGUCAACGGUGUGGCGAGGAUCCACUCGGAGAUCGUGAAGCAGUCUGUGUGAUUUAAGGAUUUCUACGAGCUGGAGCCCGAGAAGUUCCAGAACAAGACGAAUGGCAUCACUCCCCGACGGUGGCUGCUGCUGUGCAACCCCGGGCUGGCGGACGUCAUCGUGGAGAAAAUCGGGGAGGGCUUCCUGACUGACCUGAGCCAACUGAAGAAGCUGCUGCCGUUGGUCAGUGACGAGGCCUUCAUCAGGGACGUGGCCAAGGUCAAGCAGGAGAACAAGCUGAAGUUCUCGGCCCUCCUGGAGAAGGAGUACAAGGUGAAGAUCAACCCAUCCUCCAUGUUCGACGUGCACGUGAAGAGGAUCCACGAGUACAAGCGGCAGCUGCUCAACUGCCUGCACGUCAUCACCCUGUACAACCGAAUAAAGAAAGACCCGGCCAAGGCCUUUGUGCCCAGGACUGUUAUGAUUGGGGGCAAGGCAGCUCCUGGUUACCACAUGGCCAAGAUGAUCAUCAAGUUGGUCACGUCUAUUGGCGACGUUGUCAAUCAUGAUCCAGUUGUGGGCGACAGGCUCAAAGUGAUCUUCCUGGAGAACUACCGGGUGUCCUUGGCUGAGAAAGUGAUCCCGGCCGCCGACCUGUCGCAGCAGAUCUCCACCGCGGGCACCGAGGCCUCGGGCACAGGCAACAUGAAGUUCAUGCUCAACGGGGCCCUCACCAUCGGCACCAUGGACGGCGCCAACGUGGAGAUGGCCGAGGAGGCCGGGGCUGAGAACCUCUUCAUCUUUGGCCUGCGGGUGGAGGAUGUCGAGGCCCUGGACCGGAAAGGGUACAACGCCAGAGAGUUCUACGACCGCUUGCCUGAGCUGAAGCAGGCCGUGGACCAGAUCAGCAGUGGCUUCUUUUCUCCCAGGGAGCCAGACUGCUUCAAGGAUGUUGUCAACAUGCUGAUGUACCAUGACAGGUUCAAGGUGUUUGCAGACUACGAAGCGUAUAUGCAGUGCCAGGCCCAGGUGGACCAGCUGUACCGGAACCCCAAGGAGUGGACCAAGAAGGUCAUCAGGAACAUCGCCUGCUCGGGCAAGUUCUCCAGCGACCGGACCAUCACAGAAUAUGCCCGGGACAUCUGGGGCGUGGAGCCCUCAGACCUGCAGAUCCCGCCCCCCAACAUCCCCAGGGACUAGGUGUCCUGCUCACUUGGGACCAGCGGGCUUCUGUUUUCUUGCUGACUUUGCACCUCAUGCCGGUUUUUAAGCACUUUGCCAGCAGCUGGCGGCCCCUGCUUUCUCAGUGCUGUGUUUCCAGGAGGGACCAUGGGGGUCGAGGGGGUGGUUUUGAGGGAGCGGGGCAAGGAAGGUAGGUGCUAGGAGUGAUGUCUCAGCUUCCUGCAAAGGAAAGCAGAGUGUGGACAGCCACAGCUGGUCCCUGCAGCUUCAGCCCACUUGCCCCAUACAGGGUGGGUGGAAGGUGGAGCUGCCCGCUGGGCUCCCCCAAAACCUUGCACGCAUCUUGCUGUGAGCUUUAGUUUUGAGCCUCUGGAUUCUGGGGUCUGGAUAGGUGGUCAUGAUGAAGCCUGGGGAUGUGUUUCUGCAGCACCUGGGCUGCCAGCCACAGGGCAGGGCCAAGCCCAGUAUGGCCCGGUCCUCCCUGCCUAGCUCUGCCUCCUAGCCAUGCUGGGGUGGCAGGGCUCAGAGCUUCCAGGCAUCAUCUUCACAGCUGCCUGCCCUCUGCAUCUGAUAUGUGGGACAAGGACCCAGAUAGAGCCUGCCCUUUGUAGCCAUCCUGGGUACUGUGUAGGCGCUUAGACCCAGGAGGACUGGGGUGGGCAGAUGUUAGGGAAGGUACUUGUGUCUGGGUUCUCAGAGGCUGUGGUUAGGACGGGCAAGUCUAGCUGAUACAGGUUAGCUUGGUUUUGCUUAUUCAAAAGAAAAAAUAACAUCACAAGGAAAUGAAACUAGCUGAAGUGUUUUGUUUUAGCAACUAAAAUUUGUUUUGGUCAGUUUUGUAUCUAGGGAUUCCUGCUGUGGAUGUUUUUGCCUGGCUAGAGAUGGGUCAGCUGCUGUCCUGCCCUGGAACCUGGGGCAGGGCUGCUGUCCCUGCUGCAGACCCGUGCCCUUCCUGUGACUCCUGCCGUGUCCUGGGGUACAUAUCCUGCUGUGCACAUAAGGGCCAAUUGGGUCCAGAGGAACCUAGUUUCCACUCUGCUUGGACAGUAGGCCACGGUCUGGGAGAUAAGGGGGAGCCCUUCACAGCCUUGCCCCUCCCCAAGGCUGACACUCCAGGGAAGACCUGCCUAGUACUGCCCAAAGGAGAGGGCAGGGAGCAGGCUGCUGCCUUCACUGUACCGUUGUUGGGGAAAUCAGGCGGCAUCACCGUUCCAGAGGCUUCCAUCACCUUGCAUGCUGGGUCUGGGUUGCACAGGGAGGCUCUUCCUUUACCCCCAGGCCUGUAGUCUUGUUGAGGGGCAUUUGUUCACGGUGCACAGCCUACCAGAGCCACUGGGGUCUUCCCUUGAAUAGGGGCAAGUUCUGGGGCUAUGGUCAUGCCCCGGCAACAUCUGCUAUCCCAUGUGGCGGCUCCAUGUGUGAGGCUGCACUCCCCUAGCUGGCUGUGGGUGACCACCACUGUACCACUCGCUGCUACUGCCUCAUAUGAGAAACUGAUUAAACCUUUAUGCCCAUAGUCA